Molecule: messenger RNA, 1906 nt
Organism: Magnolia sinica
Lineage: Eukaryota; Viridiplantae; Streptophyta; Magnoliopsida; Magnoliales; Magnoliaceae
Product: zinc finger protein CONSTANS-LIKE 15
Exons: 5
Coding region: 206-1672 (488 amino acids)
Molecular function (GO): protein binding; zinc ion binding
Source: RefSeq, a predicted model, not a curated record
CCCCUCCUCCUCUCUCUCUCUCUCUCUCUCUCUCUCCAAACCUCCCCAACUUCCAAAAAAAGAAAAGAAAAAGAAAAUCUACUCGCGUCGAUAUAAAAUAAAGAGAAGCUACACGCCCUUCUCUUCAACAUCUCAUCUCAUAUCUCACAGCAGCAGCAGCUUCUUCAAUCAAAUGAAGGUCAGAUCGUCUGAUCUCUAGAAAACCAUGGAAAAGCAUCAGACGCCGGCUACCGUCAGACGAGGUCGUGAAACGCCUCCUCCAUGCGAGUUCUGCACCGACUCGGUCGCUGUUCUCUACUGCCGAGCCGACUCGGCAAAGCUCUGCCUCACGUGCGACCGUCACGUGCACUCCGCGAACGCCCUCUCCAGCAAGCACCUUCGCUCUCAGAUCUGCGACAACUGCGGCGAUGCAUCGGCCUCCGUCCGCUGCUCGACGGACCACCUCUUCCUGUGCCAGGAAUGCGAUUGGGACGCCCACGGCAGCUGCUCCGCCGGUGGGUCUCACGCCCGAUCUCCCGUCGAUGGCUUCUCCGGAUGCCCCUCCGCCCUCGAGCUUGCCUCGAUCUGGGGCGUUGAUCUCGGUGACAAGAAUUCCCUGCUCUCGCCUUCGCCGACGGACCGUCGUGAUUCGUCCUUCUCCAAUUGGGAGACCCUGGACUCGAUCCUGUCCGUCGAUGAUGCGUGGGUCUUCAAGGAUCCUUCGAUCGGGAUCCGGGAUCAGAUGGUGGUCUCGAGCGAGGUCCCAUCGGUAAAGCAACGGCAGGGAUCCGGUGGCGGGAAGUACAAGCAGUUGAUGUUUCAGCAGCUGGUGGAGUUGCUUAAGAAGGACCUGAUGCGGGGCGAGGAUGGCGGUGGUGAUGCAGUGUCAAACUGCGAUUUGAGUCCGGCGACGCCCGGCAGGAAUGUGGGGCCCGAUUUGGGGAAUGGCGGCGAUGGGGCGGCGGAUGCGGAGCAGGCGAUGCUGCAGCAGGCGUCGUAUUCUUCACUGCUGAUGUGGGAGUGUAAUUCCACCGCCGCUGCCAAUCAGGCCAGUCAGAUUUGGGAUUUUAAUUUAGGAAGAUCGAGGGAACAUGGUGAAAAUGCAUCGCUAGAUGUUGGGUAUGGUACAAAUGAGGCAGGUUUUAUUAUCAAGAGCUAUGAUGACUUUAUGAAAGAAACUUCCUUAGCAACUACGAAAGUCUUAGAAGACAUAUAUGACAUGAAUUGCUCUUCGGCACAUGAGGAUAUCUCUUCAACUGAUGUGCAACGCAUUUCAUCUCAAAAUCUGGGUAUGAUGUGCCCGAUCAGCAAAUGGCAGAAUAAUUUGAACCAACCAGCAAGCCAAGUGCCAUCAACAUCUGGAAGCAACAUUUUUCCAUUGAGGCCAUCAGCCACCACUUUCCCUGAACCAAGAGCCAAUAGCAGUAGCAAAGACUUCCUUUUCAGCAAACACCCUUCUCCAUUCAGUGGUGAAGCUGCAAAACCAGCAACGAGUCAGGCUGACAUGGAACUGUUGGCACAGAACAGAGGCAAUGCCAUGUUACGUUACAAGGAGAAACGGAAAAACCGCAGAUAUGAUAAGCACAUCCGCUACGAGUCUAGGAAGGCUAGGGCUGACACAAGGAAGCGAGUAAAGGGUCGUUUCGUGAAGUCAAACCAAACUGCUGAUGUCGAAUUCUACUAUUGUCACUGAGUUAUCAUGGCAGAAGAUUCGAUCUGAGUCUAGAAUGCCCUAGGAAUGCCAAGGAUCUGGACGAUGGGAGGUGGACCCCAGUUAUGCCAGUUUUUAGGUGGUGAGAUAUGAUUGGGUGGGGCCCAUUUGCAGUCCUCGAUGGUGGUUCUUUAGCUGUGGGGUGUGGCUUAAUUCUGUGGUUUGGGGUGCGUUUGGUUGCACCAAGUAUCAGGAGAUUUCAUGAUAUUGCAACGU